CCCUUUGUGCCGCACAUCCCCUUUGAUUUCUAUGUCUGCGAAAUGGCGUUCCCUCGCGUCAAACCCGCCGCUGAUGAGACCGCGUUCAGCGAAGCCUUGCUGAAGAGAAACCAGGAUCUUGCUCCAACCGCCGCCGAACAGGCUUCCAUUCUGUCUCUGGUGACCAAAAUAAACAACGUGAUCGACAAUUUAAUCGUAGCACCAGGAACGUUUGAAGUGCAAAUCGAGGAGGUUCGCCAGGUGGGUUCCUACAAGAAGGGCACCAUGACAACGGGGCACAACGUGGCCGAUCUGGUUGUGAUUUUGAAAAUCUUACCGACCCUGGAAGCCGUGGCAGCCCUGGGAAACAAAGUCGUGGAAAGUCUGAGAGCACAGGACCCCAGCGAAGUCCUCACCAUGCUGACCAAUGAGACCGGCUUCGAGAUCAGCUCAGCCGACGCAACGGUGAAGAUCCUCAUCACCACGGUGCCGCCCAAUCUCCGCAAGCUGGACCCUGAACUGCACUUGGACAUCAAAGUGCUCCAAAGCGCCCUGGCCGCCAUCAGGCACGCUCGCUGGUUUGAGGAGAAUGCUUCGCAGUCCACGGUGAAGGUCCUCAUCCGCCUGCUGAAAGAUCUGCGAAUUCGAUUCCCCGGCUUUGAGCCCCUCACGCCCUGGAUUCUGGACCUGCUGGGGCACUACGCCGUGAUGAACAACCCCACCAGGCAGCCGCUGGCGCUCAACAUCGCCUACAGGCGCUGCCUUCAGAUCCUGGCCGCGGGGCUCUUCCUCCCCGGCUCCGUCGGGAUCACUGAUCCCUGCGAGAGCGGAAAUUUCCGAGUCCACACGGUGAUGACCCUGGAGCA
This is a messenger RNA of Pterocles gutturalis (yellow-throated sandgrouse), 845 nucleotides long. It is a transcript of the gene ILF2, whose product is annotated as interleukin enhancer binding factor 2. The annotation marks the transcript as partial. Lineage: Eukaryota; Metazoa; Chordata; Aves; Pterocliformes; Pteroclidae. The record is from RefSeq and is a predicted model, not a curated record. The transcript is spliced from 10 exons.